Molecule: messenger RNA, 2019 nt
Organism: Puntigrus tetrazona (Sumatra barb)
Lineage: Eukaryota; Metazoa; Chordata; Actinopteri; Cypriniformes; Cyprinidae
Gene: itm2cb
Product: integral membrane protein 2Cb
Exons: 6
Coding region: 91-873 (260 amino acids)
Biological process (GO): negative regulation of amyloid precursor protein biosynthetic process
Cellular component (GO): Golgi apparatus; plasma membrane; extracellular exosome
Molecular function (GO): amyloid-beta binding
Source: RefSeq, a predicted model, not a curated record
CGAGCGUUUCAUUCACAGCUCAGAAGCGUCCUUGGUGGUGCAAUCACUGCUGGACGUCCUAACCGCAGAAAACUAGGAAGAAGCGACAAAAUGGUGAAGAUAUCUUUCCAGCAAGUAACUGUACAGAAGCCGGAGAAGGAGAACGAUGGAGACAAAGAGGAAAUUCACAUGCCCUACUCUCACCAGGAUGAGUUGGUGCUCCCGGUGAGAUCUAAUAAGUCUCCCUUCAGUGGCCUUUGGUGCGUCGUGCUCGGCUUGGUGAUCUUCCUCUCAGGCUUGAUCAUGGCGUCUGUAUGCCUGUACCGAUACUACUUCAGCCCACAGGUCCCAGAGGACAGUUUGUUCCACUGUCGGGUGAUGUACGAGGACCCCCUGUUCGCCCCGUUACUCGGUAGACAGGAGCUGGAGGAGAACGUGGGCAUCUACCUGGAUGACAACUACGAGCAGAUCAGCGUGCCUGUGCCCGACUUCGGAAGCAGCGACCCGGCCGACAUCAUUCACGACUUUCACAGGGGACUCACAGCUUACUAUGACAUUGCGUUGGAUAAGUGCUACGUUAUUGAACUCAACACGACAAUCGUCAUGCCGCCCAGGAACCUGUGGGAGCUGCUUGUCAAUGUCAAGCGGGGGAUGUAUUUGCCCCAGACCUACAUCAUUCAAGAAGAGAUGGUAGUGACGGGGCGCGUUAGGAACAUGCGUCAGCUGGGACCCUUCAUCCACCGGCUCUGUUACGGAAAAGAAACCUACAGACUUAGACGCCGUAGCGCCCAAAGACGCGUCGAUAAGAGGGAGACCAGAAACUGCCACAGCAUCCGGCACUUCGAGAACACGUUCGUCGUAGAGACAAAGAUUUGCGACCGACUCCUGCUGUAGUUUCUCUCUCUUCUCCUCAACUCUACUGAGCAAAACCCAAAACUGACCCAUCCCCAUCCGUCCAGCUUAACAGCACUUUAUCGGCAUGAUAAACCUGUACAUAAUGUUAGAUAAUGCCAUAUUUGUGUGUUUGUUUGUUGGUUCAAAUUUUCCAAGGAUAAACUGUAACUACAUUUUUUUUUUUUUUUCUUCUUCUUUGUAUUUGUCUAAAUUUAGAUUUUGAUUUCCAUAUUCUGAAGCACACCGUCUAGUUCGUAGUUUCAUUUCUCAGGUUAUCAGGUUACUUGUAUCUUAUUUUAUUUUUUUGGGUGGGAAAAUUUCCACAAAUAUAACUGUGAGAUUAGUCUAGCAUGCACUGAAAAAUUAUUUGCUUUUUUUUUUUUUUUUUUUUUUUUUUUUUCUCUCCCUUCCUCUUCAGCCUUUCAGUUUUUGUGCCGUGUUUCAUUCAUUCCUUUCUGUUUUAGCUAAGAAAUCCAGUAUCUGAAAAUUGUCUUCAAUGCCAAAAGAUGUAUACCUCAUAUUUUAGAAAUGUAUGACUUUAAGCCUGUUAUUUAAGUCAUAGUGUGAGUUUUUUGAACGUGAUAUAAGCAAUAUAAGUUUUCUUAUCUUGGAUUUCCUAACUUGACAUCCAGUUGUCUGUAGUAUUGUUAGCGGUUUAUCAUGUUCAAAUUCUCUGUGUUGUCCUUUAAUACGUGUGACUUUAAAGUUUGUUUGGAAGAAAAAGAGAAAAACUAGCCACCGGAUGUUGGUUUGAAAUGUUCCGUUAUCUCGAUUAUUGCAGUAUGUUUAUACUGAUAAAGAACGGCUCGUUCUGAAGUCAAAGAUGAAUCUUUUUAGGCACGGAUGGAUAGAAAUCUUUACCUUGCUGUUCUUACUACUAUUUAUUUAUUUUUUUUUUUAUAAAUGUACGGUCCAUCCAUGACUAAUGGUAGACCAUUAGACCUCAUCUGAGGUGGAAACAUUUCAUUUUGCUUGCACUUUUUCUAAUCGUACCAUUUAUAUGUAUUGUUCCUCUUCCACAUACUUGUGUAGCAACAACUGGUUUUAUCUGGAGUAAAUGAGGCGUUUUAUUUGAUGCACUCUAUUCUGCUGCUUUGUAAAUAACAAUCGCUUGUACAAAUCCAUCAAUAAACUGCUGAAACACUA